GGCGCGCCCCUGCAGCCGGCGGGGCGGGCAGCACGUGGAGCGGCAGCAUGGCGGCGGCGGGCAGCUGUAGGGCCAAAGCCCCACGCGGGGCGGCGGGACGGCGGCGGCCGCGGGCGGCGGUCCUGGGCGCCGAGAGGAGGUCGCGGGCGGCGGCCGUCCGGCCCGUGGACGAGGAGGUGUCCAGCGACUCCGAGCCGGAGAGCCCGUCGUUGGGACGGCGGCGGCGGCGGGAGGCGGCGGUAGAGGAGGAGGUGGAGGAGACGCCGCAGGAGAAGAAGCUGCGCCUGGCCAAGCUGUACCUGGAGGAGCUCCGCCAGCACGAGGAGGAGCAGGCGGCGGCAGAGGAGGAGGAGGAGGAGACGCAUCCGGCGGAUCUCAUCGGCGACCGGCUGAAGGAGGACGUGCUGGAGCAGAAGGGUCGGCUGCAGCGCCUGGUCGCCAAAGACGUGCAGCCUCCAGAUCCAGCCAGCAUUCGAGUGCUGCGGGGGCACCAGCUGCCCGUCACCUGCCUGGUCAUCUCUCCAGAUGACAGGUUCAUCUUUUCGGCCUCCAAGGACGGCUCCCUCAUCAAAUGGGAGGUGGAGAGCGGGAAGAGGCUGUGCGUGGUGCCUGGGGGGAAGAAGGGCACCGAGGAGCGGCACAUGGGGCACGCAUCCCAUGUCCUCUGCAUGGCCAUCUCAUCGGAUGGCAAGUACCUGGCUACGGGAGACAGGAACAAGCUGAUCAUGGUCUGGGACACCGCCACCUGCAAGCGCCUGCACAUCUUCACUGGGCACCGCGAUGCCGUCUCGGGCCUGUCCUUCCGGAAGGGCACGCACCAGCUGUACAGUGCCUCCCAUGACCGCUGCGUCAAGGUCUGGAACGUGGCGGAGAACGCAUACAUGGAGACCCUGUUCGGGCACCAGGAUAUCAUCACAGGGCUGGACAGCCUGAGCCGGGAGUGCUGUGUGACGGCGGGGGGACGGGACGGCACCGUGCGGCUCUGGAAGAUCCCGGAGGAGUCACAGCUCGUGUUUUAUGGGCACCAGGGCUCCAUUGAUUGUAUCCAGCUCAUCAACGAGGAGCACAUGGUGUCGGGUGCCGAUGACGGGUCUGUAGCCCUGUGGGGGCUGGCGAAGAAGAAGCCGCUGGCGCUGGCCCGGCAGGCGCACGGCAUGCAGGACGCCCAGGGCCUGCAGCAGCCGUACUGGAUCUCGGCGGUGGCUGCCCUGCGCAACAGUGACCUCCUGGCUACAGGUGUGGGGCAGCUGCUUUGGAGCAAGGGUUUGGGGGUGCAGGGGGUCUGUCCUGCCCCUGCCCCUGCCCCUGCCCCUGCCCCAGGUUGGGGUGCAUGGCAGUCUCCUCUCUCUACCCUAGGCUCCCACAGUGCUAGCGUGAAGCUCUGGAAGUGCAGUGAGGGAUUUCGGAAGCUGGAGCCCCUCUGGGCUAUCCCGUUGGUAUGAGUCAGGAGGUUGGGGAUGCUGGAGCUGGGCUGGGGGUGUCUCUCGGCGGGUUCUCCCCUCCCUGGGCAGCAGGAGGAGGCUGCGCGAGCCUCUCACCCUGCCCUGUCCCCUCCAGGUGGGUUUUGUCAACAGCCUCAAGUUCUCGGCAGCCGGUGACUUCCUGGUGGCCGGCCUCGGGCAGGAGCACCGGUACCGUCCCCCUUCCCCAGCGCUGGCUGGGGGCACAGCCUCCACUGCCUCGAGGGCUCGGUGGAGGGUGACCCCCAUCUCUCUCAUCUGCAGGCUUGGCCGGUGGUGGAGAAUCAAAGAAGCCAAAAACAGCAUCUGCAUCAUCCCCCUGAAGCGGAGGGCUACAGCCCCCAGCUCCCAUGUCCCUGACAGCUCCUAGCCCGCUGGCCCCGGAGCCGCUGCACCUGGGUCAUGAAACCCUGGUCCCUGGUGCUGCGCCCCAUGUCCUUCGUGCAACCACCCUCCUGGGGCCGGCAGCGCCGGAGCGGGGGAUGGCGCGUGGCCCCCUGACCCUGCUGGCACCCAGAUCAUGCUGCGGCUCUGCCCUCUGUGAGGGUCUGCCCUCUUCCCUCAGCUUUGGCCAGACCUGAGCUCUGGAGGACUCUGUUUUAAAAUAAAUAAAUAAA
Phalacrocorax carbo (great cormorant) is the source of this 2077-nucleotide messenger RNA. Lineage: Eukaryota; Metazoa; Chordata; Aves; Suliformes; Phalacrocoracidae. The record is from RefSeq and is a predicted model, not a curated record.